AUGGGGGAAGGAGGAGGAAGAAGAAGAGGAACAUCAAAGCUGAGAGAAGCAGCAAGGAAGGUGGCUGUGGCAGCAGCAUAUGCAUGUGGGUCAUUCUCUAGAAGAAAAGCUAUGGUGGAUCCAGUUUCCAUUGACAACUCUUGUAGUCUAUCUGCUACUAUCUCAAAUUCCUCAUUUGUGUCUCCAUCAACAAUAAAAAAUUCCUCAGGGGAGAAUUCGUGUGCAAUAUGUUUAGAUCCUCUUAGUUACCAAAGCAAGGGCAGCAGUCCAGGUCAAGCUAUAUUCACUGCCCAGUGCUCUCAUGCAUUCCAUUUUGCCUGCAUAUCUUCCAAUGUCCGUCAUGGUAGUGUUACUUGCCCCAUUUGCCGUGCCCAUUGGACCCAGCUCCCUCGCAACCUGAACAACAACCUGUGUGGUUCUUUCACUUCUAGUAACCACAGUGAUCCCAUUCUGCGAAUACUUGAUGAUUCUAUUGCUACAUUCCGUGUUCAUCGCCGUUCUCUUCUGCGCACUGCACGCUAUGAUGAUGAUGAUCCUGUUGAGCCUGAUGAAACAAAUGACAGUCCCAAGUUGUGUUUCUCUCUUGUACCUAUUCCACCAAAUGCACCUGCUAGUUUCCAUCCAGCUUUGCAAGUGACUAGGCAUGCCUCAUGUUCUUGUCAUCUAUCCCCUCAUCCUUUUACUUCCUCAUCACUGUUACAAUCCCCACCUUUGCAAACACCUUAUAUCAUGUGCCCCUCUUCUAAUAGAGCGUAUCUUUCAGUAAAACUGACCCAUGAAAGAGCAAUUGACUUGGUCUUAGUUGCUAGUCCCAAUGGACCACACCUAAGGCUUCUCAAACAAUCAAUGGCUCUUGUAGUUUUCUCCCUCAGACCCAUUGAUCGUUUGGCCAUUGUUACAUAUUCCUCAGCCGCGGCUCGUGUCUUCCCCUUAAGACGCAUGACAUCCUAUGGAAAACGCACUGCACUUCAAGUUAUUGACCGCUUGUUUUACAUGGGGCAAGCUGAUCCAGUUGAAGGGUUGAAGAAAGGAAUUAAGAUAAUUGAAGAUCGUAUGCACAAGAACCCUGAGUCCUGUAUCCUGCACUUAUCAGAUAAUCCUACAAGACCAUACCAUGCUAUAAGCAUGGAACUGCCAUCUACACCAAUUCACAGAUUUCAUGUGGGAUUCGGCUUUGGUACUUCUAGUGGUUUUGUCAUACAAGAGUUUGAGGAGUUCUUGGCCAAGAUGUUGGGAGGCAUUGUUAGGGAAAUCCAACUGAGAAUUUGUGGGGCUGGGGAGGAAGUUGGCAGUGGAAGAGUCAUAAGAAUUGGAGAGAUAAGAGGUGGAGAAGAAAGAAGAAUUCUAUUAGACCUGUGUGACUGCACUCAUGUGUAUGUAGAAUUUAGCUACAUUGAAGGUGAAAUUGAUGAGUGUGUUAGAAGGACAGGGGAAACUGUUGUAGGUGUUGGAGAACAUAAAGGUGAUGAUGAUGAUGAUGAUGAUGAUGUUACAGAAGCUGCUGAGGAGACAGGAAGGGAUAUGAACACAGGUGGUAGGACUAGCAGUGUUGAAAGCUGGGAUUUUCAUGACCCUUACAUGGCUAGAAGAUGGGCCAAGCACUUGCAUGGUUAUAGACUUUGAAAUUGCAACUAUAAAUUUAGACCAAUGAAUUCAUGUGAGGCUAUUAUGUUCAUGGCCAUCCCCACCUUUAGUCUUCAUUUUUUAGUUAGACCUGCAAUCUUAUACAACUGCAGAAGAUACACAAUACAAAAGAUUAUUUCUUCACACACCACAAAAAAAAAAAAAAAAAGGGUCAUAGUGAAGGUUUAAUUUGGUUUAAUCUUAGCAUC
Gastrolobium bilobum is the source of this 1832-nucleotide messenger RNA. Its product is annotated as probable E3 ubiquitin-protein ligase WAVH2. The transcript is spliced from 3 exons. Bases 1 to 1623 code for a protein of 540 amino acids. The record is from RefSeq and is a predicted model, not a curated record. NCBI's taxonomy places the organism in Eukaryota, Viridiplantae, Streptophyta, Magnoliopsida, Fabales, Fabaceae.